Drosophila guanche is the source of this 1439-nucleotide messenger RNA. Its product is annotated as lipase 3. The transcript is spliced from 4 exons. Bases 29 to 1255 code for a protein of 408 amino acids. NCBI's taxonomy places the organism in Eukaryota, Metazoa, Arthropoda, Insecta, Diptera, Drosophilidae. Gene Ontology annotation, molecular function: hydrolase activity, acting on ester bonds. The record is from RefSeq and is a predicted model, not a curated record.
GCACAAUCAUGCCUUAAGCGGAGUCGCCAUGAAAGUUUGUGUCAUUUUUAUGCUGAUCAGCUGGCAGCUGGAAGGCAGCCUCGGGCAGCGACUGCGGCUCGACUCUGUGUGCCAGAUGGUGCAGCGGCAGCGCCUCGAGUGUCAAGUGCAUCGCGUGGAGACAGCCGACGGGUAUCUCCUGAAUGUUCAUCGCAUUCCCGCGCCGCGCAACCAGAGCUGCACCCGUGGGAUCAGGCUGCGGCCCUUUGUGCUGAUGCACGGGCUCCUCGGCUCGGCCGCAGACUUUGUGACUGCCGGACCGGGCCGUGCGCUGGCCCUGGAGCUGCACAGGCGCUGCUUUGAUGUCUGGCUGCCAAAUGCCCGGGGCACAACGCACUCCCGACGCCACCGCACACUGCGGACAAGCGAGGCGCGUUUCUGGCAGUUCAGCUGGCACGAGAUUGGACUCUACGACCUGCCCGCCAUCGUGGACCAUGUGCUGGCCGUGACGCGACAUCGCCAGCUGCACUAUGUGGGCCACUCGCAGGGGACCACGGUGCUGCUGGUACUCCUCUCGCAGCGUCCCGAAUACAAUGCGAGAUUUGCCAAUGCGGCCCUAAUGGCUCCCGUGGCCUUUCUCCAGCACCUGAGCAGUCCGCCGCUGCGUCUGCUGGCCAGCGACAGUUUCGGUGCCACUCUGCUGCUCAACAAGCUGGGCCUCAACGAGCUGCUGCCCGCCACUGCGCUGACCCAGGUGGGUGGGCAGUUCUUUUGCAGCGCCACCCUGCCCACCUAUACCCUCUGCACGUUGUUCACCUCGCUCUAUGUGGGCUUCAGUGACUAUCCAGUGGAUCGUAGCCUCCUGCCGCGCAUACUGGAGACAAUACCCGCGGGCAUAUCGCGUGGCCAACUACUGCACUUUGGGCAGCUCAUCAAUAGCGGCAAAUUCCAGCAAUACGACUAUCGCUCGCCCCAGCUCAAUAUGCGUCGAUAUGGCCAGCCCACGCCGCCCUCGUAUCAGUUGAGGAAUGUGCGCCUGCAGCUACAGAUCUUUCAUGGCACACGCGAUGCCCUGUCCAGCCAGGCGGAUGUGCUGCGACUGGUUAACGAGCUGCGCCAGAGCCGCACACGUCUGUAUCAGGUGCCCGGCUACAAUCACAUUGACUUUCUGUUUGCCGUCACUGCACCACGCAUGGUUUAUGAGCGAAUCAUUCAACAGGCCUGGCAACUGGAUGUAGCGGCAGCAGCAGCAGGACUUCAGGCGAGUUGGAGUUGAUGAUGAAUUGCAGUUGGUGGAGGAUACGUUUAUGGUAUUUAAUCAAUAGUUUUAAUCGUCUUAAUUGUGGAAAUAUUCAUUACAUCCUUAAGUUUUACACUCAUAGCUUGUUAUGCGGGGCAAAAACGAAACUUUUAAACAACUAAAAAAAAAAGAAUCAAAAGAAAAACCUUCGAUAAACAGA